This is a messenger RNA of Camelus dromedarius (Arabian camel), 4785 nucleotides long. It is a transcript of the gene BCAN, whose product is annotated as brevican. The record is from RefSeq and is a predicted model, not a curated record. Gene Ontology annotation, biological process: cell adhesion; skeletal system development; positive regulation of neuroblast proliferation. Gene Ontology annotation, molecular function: hyaluronic acid binding. Gene Ontology annotation, cellular component: synapse; perineuronal net. NCBI's taxonomy places the organism in Eukaryota, Metazoa, Chordata, Mammalia, Artiodactyla, Camelidae. The transcript is spliced from 10 exons. Bases 2008 to 4212 code for a protein of 734 amino acids.
ACAAAUUACUCUGUGUAUGUGUGUGUAUGACUAGUAAAGGAAAAGAAUCAGAUUUUGCUGAGCCCAAGCCAUGGGCCAGGGCUUAGCCAGCCCAAGUGCAGCAGAUGCUACCCAGAGCAGCAGAUAGCACUCAGCCCAUUGUACAGAAGAAGAAAUUGUUGUAGAGAAACAAAGGUCUUCCCAAAGUUUUGGGAAAUGCAAAUGGCAGAACAGGAGCUUGACCUCAGUGCCCAUGACUCCAGAGUCCUGGCUCUCUUCAAGAUCCUCACAGCAGCAGCUGACUGUUCUCUCACCAGAUCUGGUUUCCCACCAGGGGUCUGCUUCUUGGAACAAACUGUCUGGUACCAGUCCUUCUCCAGACCCAGGUGCUUCCAGCCUCCAUCAAGGUUGGACUCCCCCAGAACACCAAAAUAUGUACCCGCAUUUCUACUUAUGAAGGGAGGUGGUGAGGAAGGUCACUUUCUCCAUCUUCUCUGGUCACAGCCAGGUUUCCCUGAGGCAAGAAUUGUGGUUACAUGUGAGCCACCACUAGGAUUGAAUUUCAGCCACUUGGUUACCUGGCUCUGCUUUGCUGGGCUCAAGCCCUAACAAGCCCAGAUGGAGACAAGCCUCUGUGGGGAUUAGGCUGGAUACAUGCCCCCAUGCUGAGACUGUCUUUCAGCUCAGGGAUGCCAAGUCCUAGGGCUACAGAGGUGCUGCCCAGAUCUGUCCCCAAGGGCCUUCUCAGAUUCCUCCCCCCUCCACCAGAGGACUUGGGACAGCAUUCCCAAGCACUAAAAUAGUGCCUGUUCCACAGUGGACAUGGAGUAUUCCAGAAUUUCCACACAGCGGGGACUUGGGUGAGUCUAGAUGAAAGGUCAGUGACCUGCCCUGAGGCUGCAUUUGUAUCACAGGCACCCCACUUUACUUGGGUUAUUUUGGAGGUGCUGCUAGAGAUUGUGGGAAUCAAAGCCUCUGACAAGCUAUCGUCGAUGCCAUCACUGGCAUUCAGGGGAGAGAAUCCAGGUGUCUGUCUGUGCUACCCACAGUCAGUGCAGAGGACUUUGCCUGGAAUCCCAGGAGGGAGGAGGGAGAAAGGAGGAGGGAGGGGGAAAGAGAGUCUGGGAAAGAAGAGGGAAGUGGAGGCCCUGGAGCUGUGAGGGGGGUGUCAUUGGUAUUCUGGGCGCUGAGGAGUCCCCAGCGGCUGGGCAGCACUCACGGACCACCCCCUGGCACCAGGCUGCACAUUCAUCAGCGAGCUCUGGCCAGUGGGCCCUCUGGGCUCCCAGCAACGCCUGCACUUUGCACAUUGGUUUGCAUGAGCAGUAAUGUUCAUUCACGGUGCCACUUCCCACCCCCACCCCCAUGUCUAGAGUUCCUGACUUGCUUUGCUUAACCCAUGAAUCUGCUCUCUAACCUCCAUCCCUCCAGCUGCAAAGUCAGCUCGUCCUCUGUGCAGGGAGUAGGAGCACCACAGGAGACAAAAUCCAAUCAGAGCUUCCUCCAGGGAGGUGGCUAAGGUCAUUUGCACCUCAUCCUGCCUCCAAAUAAGAGAUUCCCUCCCCCGUUUUUAUAUAUGUGUGGUAUCUCUCCAGGAGCAAAGCCUCCUUCCCAUUCUCCUUCCAUCCUUUUCCCCACUAAGUCUGAGUCCCUCCUCCUUUCCCUUGACUAAGGGGAAGUCCCUCCGACUAUCUAACUUCCAUCCCUCCAGCUACAACAUCAUCCUCUAGCUCGGCGAGCUCUCCCUGCCCGCCCCUUCUGCCCUCCCUCCCUUCUCCAAGUCUUCGGCUUCUCAUCCCCAGGACGAUGUCCUACUUCGCUCGUCCUUGCUCUCACGGCUGCCGCCGCCGGGAACCGACGCAGAAGAGGCAGCAGUCCCCGCCGCAGUCUCGGCUGCAGCUGCAGGACCCAGCAGUGGACCCGGAGGAGACCCCCGGAGGAGGAGGCAAACUUCGCAGUGCUGAGCCCCCAUCCUGGUCCUCGGCCGCCCGCGGGUAGUUUGACCCGCAGCACCUUUGAGUCCGCGGGAUGAUGGGAACGCCCCUCUUGGUCCUCACAUCUUCACUGCUGCGCGCUCCAGUCCCAGCACCGCCGCCGAGAUUUCCGGUCUUGCCUUGGGCAGGGCGGUGGCAGUUCGAGGUUCAGCCCCCGGCUCUGUACCUAUUCUGCGGGCAUCACCGCUGGAGGAGCUGCGUCCCUCCAUCAGCUUGCAUCAUGGCCCCGCUGUUCCUGCCCCUGCUGGCCGCUCUGGCUCUGGCCCAGGUCCCUGCAGCCUUGGCUGAUGCUCUGGAGGGGGACAGCUCAGAGGACCGGGCCUUCAGUGUGCGCAUCGCGGGCGACGCGCCGCUGCAGGGCGUUCUGGGCGGCGCCCUCACCAUCCCGUGCCACGUUCACUACCUGCGGCCGCCGCCGAGCCGCCGGGCGGCGCUGGGCUCCCCGCGGGUCAAGUGGACCUUCCUGUCCGGCGGCCGGGAGGCCGAGGUGCUGGUGGCGCGGGGUCUGCGCGUCAAGGUGAGCGAGGCCUACCGGUUCCGCGUGGCACUGCCUGCCUACCCGGCGUCACUCACCGAUGUCUCCCUGGCGCUGAGCGAGCUGCGGCCCAACGACUCAGGAAUCUACCGCUGCGAGGUCCAGCACGGCAUAGAUGACAGCAGCGACGCUGUGGAGGUCAAGGUCAAAGGGGUCGUCUUUCUCUACCGGGAGGGCUCUGCCCGCUACGCUUUCUCCUUUGCUGGGGCCCAGGAGGCCUGUGCCCGCAUCGGAGCCCGCAUUGCCACCCCGGAACAGCUCUACGCCGCCUACCUUGGGGGAUAUGAACAGUGCGAUGCUGGCUGGUUGUCUGACCAGACCGUGAGAUAUCCCAUCCAGACCCCACGAGAGGCUUGUUAUGGAGACAUGGAUGGCUUCCCCGGAGUCCGGAACUAUGGAGUGGUGGACCCAGAUGACCUCUAUGAUGUCUACUGUUAUGCUGAAGAACUAAAUGGAGAGCUGUUCCUGGGUGCCCCUCCAGACAAACUGACGCUGGAGGAGGCACGGGCGUAUUGCCAGGAGCGGGGUGCCGAGAUUGCUACCACAGGCCAGCUGUAUGCAGCCUGGGAUGGUGGCCUGGACCGCUGCAGCCCAGGCUGGCUGGCCGAUGGCAGUGUGCGCUACCCCAUCGUCACACCCAGCCAGCGCUGCGGUGGGGGCCUCCCUGGGGUCAAGACUCUCUUCCUCUUCCCUAACCAGACUGGCUUCCCCAACAAGCAUAGCCGCUUCAACGUCUACUGCUUCCGAGACUCUGCCCAGCCCUCUGCCAUCCCUGAGGCCUCCAACCCAGCCUCUGAUCUGGCUUCUGAUGCACUGGAAGCCAUUGUCACAGUGACAGAGACCCUGGAGGAACUGCAGCUGCCUCAGGAAGCUGUGGAGAGUGAGUCUCGAGGAGCCAUCUACUCCAUUCCCAUCGUGGAGGAUGGAGGAGGUGGAAGCUCCACUCCAGAAGACCCAGCAGAGGCCCCUAGGACCCUCCUAGAAUUCGAAACCCAAUCUAUUGUACCUCCCCUGGGGUCCUCAGAAGAGGAAGGCAAGGUGUUGGAGGAAGAAGAGGAAUACAAAGAUGAUGAAGAGAAAGAAGAGGAAGAAGAAGAGGAGGAGGUGGAAGAUGAGGCCCUGUGGGCCUGGCCCAGCGAGCUCAGCAGCCUGGACCUAGAGGCCCUUCUCCCCACUGAGCUGGCCCUAGAGGAGUCAGUCUCCCAGGCAUCCCCACCAGCAAGGGCAGUCCUACAGCCUGGUGCAUCACCAGCUUCCUAUGGAGAGCCAGAGUCUCCCAGACCUCCAAGUGUCCUUGGACCACCCGCUGAGACUCAGCCCACGCCCAGGGAGGGGAACAUGGCAUCCCCACCACCAUCUACUCCAGUUGGGAAGAGAGAUAUGGGGGAGGAGCCUGGGGGUCCUGAGCUGUCUGGGGUCCCCCGAGGAGAGAGCGAGGAGACAGGGAGCUCCGAGGAUGCCCCUUCCUUGCUUCCAGUCACACGGGCCCCUGAGGGUACUAGGGAGCUGGAGACCCCCUCUGAAGAGAAUUCUGGAAGAACUGUCCCAGCAGGGACUUCAGUGCCGGUCCAGCCGGUGCUGCCCACUGACAGCGCCAGCCGUGGUGGAGUGGCCGUGGCUCCCUCAUCAGGUAACUUUGCCCAAGGCUCAACCUCCUUCUUUAGCCUCCUCCUCUUUCUCCCCCUACAACUCUGGAUCACCUGACCUAUUGUCCUUUAACCCACCAUUGCCCCAGACUCUCCUGUCCUUUGCCUCCAUUCUCCUACCCACCUCUACCUAUGGGCUUCCAAUCUUGGAUACCCCACCUUGUGACUUCCAUCCCAGCUCUGAUUCCUCAUCCUGGAAUACCCAACUCCAUGAGUGCUACCCUGUGACCCUCUCCCUGUUUCCAAAGUCCUCACCCUGUGACCCCAGCCCUACCACUGACCAUCUGGGAGUUUUUCCUACCCUCAGCUCUCUACUUGUGACUCACAUCUCACUGGGCCCCAGAGCACCCUCAUGCCUUGUUACAUGGAUACCCCAGUCCCCCUACUGCACUCUUCAGGGCACAGGCCCAUCCCUGACUGCUCAUUCCCCUUCCUGUGUGCUGUCCCCCCUUCAGCUGCCUCCCACUGAUAUCAGGGAAGCCUGGGAUCCCAUCCCCAUCCCUCAACCUUUGGGGUUCAGGAGAGCCCUUAUUCCCACAGAGCCUUAAGUGAUUACUUCUGUGAAGUAUUUUUUGACUGUUUCAUGGAAACAAGCCUUGGAAAUAAAUCUCUAUUAAACUGCUUUAUAACC